Ochlerotatus camptorhynchus is the source of this 2850-nucleotide messenger RNA. It is a transcript of the gene rha, whose product is annotated as rha. Gene Ontology annotation, cellular component: centrosome; centriole. The record is from RefSeq and is a predicted model, not a curated record. The coding region runs from base 60 to 2717 and encodes 885 amino acids. Gene Ontology annotation, biological process: interkinetic nuclear migration; positive regulation of centriole elongation; centrosome cycle. Lineage: Eukaryota; Metazoa; Arthropoda; Insecta; Diptera; Culicidae. The transcript has 4 exons.
UGUUCCAAUGGUUUCAAUAGUAAACUAAAGAAUCUAUUUCUCAGAUAAAGUGAAGUUCAAUGGACCAACCGCCUGAUCAACUUGUGAUUGUACUGCACAUUUUAGAUGCCAUCAACUUUCACCGUUCGAAAAACACCCCGAUCCUGCUCAGUGCCUCACUGGAUAAAAACAUCCUGGAGACAGGUGGUCGCCUUCCCAGAAUUCCUUCCACCAGCUUCGAAAGCAAUCUGGUAUGGGAAACCGAUCGUCGCUCGGUUAAAUGCAUGAAGACCGAAAAUCUUCCCAUCAAAAUAGAAUGCUACUCGGUCGACCAUCAGUCUGCCUCUGCGGAACAACGACGAUCGCUGAUUGGUCAUCUGGUACUACCGCUGCGGUCCGUUCCCCUGCUGGCGUCGGCCAAGGCAGACAGCGUCAAGUCUCGCUGGUACCGGGUGAUAGGGCUGUCCACGCCGGAAUGGAAGAAUCAAAAACCGGAAGUGCAACUAGCGGUCUUCAUUACCGAUAAGGAAUAUUUAAAUCCCCGUAGGAAGAAGAAUGUGGAAGGUGAUAUGGAUCAGGAGACGGAUCGAAGUUUGGUGAUUUUUACCAAUCCCGAACCCUCGCGGUUGGGGUCCGGCGAGGGGCUUCCCGUAGAACUGUUAGAAGAACGGGGCGUGCUACAAGUGGGACAGCACGAUCAGGAGUGCGAUAUAUUUUUGGUAAAGAUUGUACUGAAGUAUGCCAAACAGCUGCGGAGGUUGCUUCCGGAAGGAGGGGAGAAAGCACUGCCGGGUGGAUUCCAGAUGCGGUACGAUCUAUUUGGAGACAAUUAUCCUUGCGCACUGGAAAGGAAACCGAAUGAGACGUUUUACAUUCAGGAAAAGAUUGUCAUCAACUUUAGAACUUCGUUACAUUCGUUGAAAAGAUACUUCCAGGAGAUAUUUCUCGUUCGAUUGGAAGUGCUUUACGAAGAGAAGGUGAUAGGUCGUUGCUAUUUCCGCUUCGGAAGUUUGAUACAAGACGAAUCACUGGCGGAAUUUCUAUCCAAGUACCGUGAGAAUUCUUCCGCUCAGGAUGUUGAAAAGUAUUACCCAAUCGAGCCGGCAACUGUCAAAUACGACGACAAACGAGAUCCAGAUGAAGUUUCCGAUCCGUCUUCCACGGCGCUACCAGUCGUAAAAUGCAAAUUCAGUCUAAAGUAUCUCUCUUCCGAUCGCCAAACCCUUCCAGAACUCAUUAGGAAGAGUCUCGAUUCCAUACCGGAAAAGGAUUCUUCACAAUCGAAUCUUCCUCUGGUAGAAAUGCCGGAAGCUUCCUCCAUUCCAUCGAUUAAUCUCAACCCAGUUCGCUCACUUCGUCGGCCACCAUCGGCUCCGCCGGAGAAAACUGACAUCGAAUCGAUCCUGCAAUGCGAGGACCGAGACCUCAGAGACAUUCCACGCACCUUCAGCUACAACCUGCUGCUUCAAAGCAUCAAGUUCAAUCAGCGUCCUCCCCCGGGACUCUGGCAAAUGUCUUUAUACCAUCCGAGAGCGGACACGCCACUGACGAAAACCACCAUGGAACUGAACGCAAUCGAAUCGGAAACGCUGCAGCUGUCCAAUCUCCAGCUGCAGCUAUUUUUCUCGUCCCUCCCGGAUCGGGUGCUGGAAUCGAUCACUGCCGAAAGUUCCAAGCUAAGCCUACACGGUCCGCAUGGGUUGUUCGGAUUCGCACGGUUGGAUAACCAGAGCUUGGUCGUUGGAACCAAGGAGAAGCAGUCGGGGGUGCUGAUAUUGGAGAACCAAAAUGGGGAGAGUAUCGGAAUGGCGACGGUGUUUAGCUUCUUGGACGAAGUGGGGAUUAAUUACAACAGCAGGGAUCCUACGGGAGGACCGGAAGUGGUCGUUGGGAGCGGAAAUGCGAGGGGACAGUUGGAUAUUCAGCUUUCGUACAAAAUGUUGGAGGAGCAGAAACAGUGGAUGAUGCAACAGAGAGAGCAAUUUUUGGAUGUGUUGAAACAGAAGGAGGUAGCUCACUUGACGAGGCUGACGAAUGAGUGGAAGCGGAAACAGAUGAAGGAGAAAGCGGAACUGAUGGAACGCUUGAAAAACACAUCUGCCCUGACUGCUGCCCUAGAGGAAACCAAGAAGAGCCUAACACUUCAGACUGCACAACGUGCAGACCAAGAAAAAUCCGUGGAAGAGCUGCGAACGAAGCUGGAGUUGUCCUACCAGGAGCAACUGACCGAGAUUCGCCAAAAGACGAUCCGUUUGGAAGAGGAUCUCAAUCACAGGGCCAAACUGCAGAGCUUCCGCUGCCAGGAACUGGAAGACAGAAACGGCUCGCUGUCGCGGGACAACGAUCAACUGAGACGUGCCUACGAGAGGCUAGAAGGAGAACUUUCCGAUUCGAAAGGUAAACUUCGGGAAUGUGAUGGUCUGAGGAAGGAGCUGGAGCAGCGGUUUCAGGAAAUGGAAAAAUCUAAAAUGUUCUACAAACAGCAGUGGGCCAAAAUGAUUCGGGAAGUCCACAAGAUGAAGCUGGAAAACGAGCAGCAACUGGGUGAUGUGCUGCAAGGGAAAGAUCCCAGGAAGAAGACAUUCCGGUGGGAUGAUGACCGGUCGGAAGGGUGCUGUGAUGCGACUUCGUCGGCGAAAGAACGGGACGAGCUGGAGAAGAUCGAUCGGAUGCUUUUCGAGGAACGGAGAAGGCAGCAGCAACAUCAUGAGUGCUGUCCGUCGGAUCAUUGUUGCUGACCGUAUACUGGAACAUUCUACACUGCCACAAUUGUACAAAGACUGUUAUUUAUUUUAGGUGAUAGUAACCAUUACAAGAUUAAUAUAUUUGUCACAAAUUUUACAAAAUUUAAAUAAAAUUUACUCGAUUUUC